Molecule: messenger RNA, 414 nt
Organism: Staurois parvus
Lineage: Eukaryota; Metazoa; Chordata; Amphibia; Anura; Ranidae
Source: the annotation of a GenBank genome assembly
GAUCAGUAUAUCGCGGGGACAUGCAGUCCAGGAUAUGUGGCUUCUAGAGCAUCGGCUGUCAUUAGCAAUUAUUCCAACGACCACCCUGUCUUUCUACAGCUUAGUGAUUAUUUCUGGGUGACAAAACAGUCCAAAUACUCCCUGCCGUACGGUACAAAGGACAGCGAAGAUGAAAUAAUGCAGGUGCUGGCUGCUACAAAUCAUUACCACAUCCCAAUCGAGCUUGAAAGGUUGCAGUGCAAGAGUUGUAUUGUGGUUGGAAGUGGAUACCGCCUAAAGAACAGCUCUCUUGGUGAUCAAAUUAAUACAUACGACAUAGUAAUCAGGAUGAACGAUGCUCCAGUCCACAAAUAUGAGAAUGACGUUGGCAACAAGACAACAUUACGCUUUUUUUACCCAGAAUCUGCUUUUUCU